Molecule: messenger RNA, 852 nt
Organism: Chroicocephalus ridibundus (black-headed gull)
Lineage: Eukaryota; Metazoa; Chordata; Aves; Charadriiformes; Laridae
Gene: REG4
Product: regenerating family member 4
Exons: 6
Coding region: 240-737 (165 amino acids)
Source: RefSeq, a predicted model, not a curated record
AGCACCAGGCUAUAAAGGGCAGCUCCUCUCCUCUGCCAGCUACCCACGAGAAGCCAUUAUUUCUCCCGAUCCCCAGAGAAGCAGCUUGGAUCUCCUGCCGAGACGAGGACUGGUGGGGCCACUGGCUGAGAGGGGGCCUGAUUCAGCCUACAGCAGGGUGGGUUUGCACCCUCUGGGUGCAGGCAGCACCCCCUGUCCCCGAGGGACCUGCUGUGACCCUCCCCGAGCUCUCGCAGGGGAUGCUGCCGGGAACACGGAGGAUGGUGGCAGCGGCCAGACUCGCCCUCCUGCUGCUGGGCUGCGCUGGGCUCCUGUGGCCGGCCAGUGCCCGGUACAUAGACUACUGCCCUGCGGGCUGGUCCUACUACAAGCUCAGCUGCUUCAGGUACUUCAGUCAGCUCCGCACCUGGGACGAAGCUGAGAGGCAGUGCCAGGCCAGCCACGCCGGCGCCCACCUGGCCUGGGUGGAGGAGCCCCGAGAAGCCACCACCCUGCAGAAGGUCAUCUCCUACUACCAGCGUGCGCAGCCCGUCUGGGUCGGCCUCUACAGGCGUGAGAGCCAGGCCUGGCAGUGGGCAAGUGGGGACAAGUACAGCAUCACCAGCGGGCUGGCCGGGAACGGGGCUCGAGGGGGGACCUGCGGCGUGCUGACCCACCUCAGCGGCUUCACCGUGUGGUCCAGCGCAGACUGCGCCCAGCAGCAUCACUACAUCUGCAAGUUCACCCCCUCGCACUGAGCACGGCCCGCGGGGUACCCCGGGGAGGACCCCACGCCGGCGAUGCUCCUUCCUUGCCGCCUCUGCUCCUCUCUCCCCCACACCUAGAAAUACAUCUAUUAAAAAAAACCCCAAG